CUCAUGUCCAACAUCAUCCAGCUGCUGACUGGAGAGGUUGCCAUAAGGACUCAUCAUGUUUCCAUCUAUUUUUCCCUGCAGGAGUGGGACUAUAUGAAAAGAUACAAGACCUUUCACAAGAAAGGGAUAAAGGAGGAGCCCCAGCAGCUCCGCCCACAGGGUCAGGAUUUUGAUAUUAUAAGAGAUGUUGCAGCAAAUGCAAUUAAAGAGAAGGAAUUGCGAAAAUCCGAUUGCAGCAUUAAUCCAUUUACAGAACAGAUACAGGGAACAGAUACACCUACUCCUAUCAUGGGAUGCAGCCUGAAUAACAGCUCAGCAGAGGACUUUAUAACAGUUGUUAUUAAAGAAGAACCAGCUUCAUGGGAAGAGGGAGACCAAUCAGAUUGCAGCAUUAAUCCAUUUACAGAACAGAUACAGGGAACAGAUACAUCUUCUCCUAUCAUGGGAUGCAGCCUGAAUAACAGUUCGGCAGAGGAUUAUAUCUCAGUUGUUAUUAAAGAGGAAGUGACUUCAUGGGAAGAAGAAAAUCACUUUGCUGAACAAACACAAGGAACAGACACAUCGACUCUCAUGGGGCGGAGUCUGAAUAGCAGCUUGUUCCCUAAGGAUACAUCCAAAGAUGAAUUGAAUUCAUGUAAAAAAGACCAUAAUUACUGCAACAAAAAUAAAAAACGCAAACUGGGAACUAAACAAUCAGCUCCUAUCAUGGGCUGCAGCCUGAAUACCAACUCAGCAGACCAUUAUGUAUCAAAUAAUAUUAAAGAGGAACCAGCUUCAUGGGAAGAGGAAAGCCAAUCAGAUUUCAGAAUUAUUACAAUACCAGGUACAGAUGAGACUACUAGCAGCAGUGGAUACAGUCUGUAUAACAGUCACACAUAUAUCAAUAACAAAGGGGAAACUAUUGAUGACUCCAAACGUCCCUUAAGGAAGCCCCCCGCGCAGGGAAAGUUCCGUUGCUCCGUGUGCAAUAAACUCUUUCAAACGAAGACGACUCUCACUCGCCAUCAGAGAAUCCACACAGGAGAGAGACCGUAUUCUUGUCCUGAUUGUGGGAGACGGUUUACACAAGUUUGCACUCUUACUGUGCACCAGAGAAUUCACACGGGAGAGAAACCAUUUAUUUGCAGUGAUUGUGGCAAAUGCUUUACUAGUCUGUCGCAGAUCACUGAGCAUCGCAGGAUUCACACAGGGGAGAAGCCCUUCUCAUGUCCUGAGUGCGGCAAAUGUUUUGCACAUCGCUCCACCCUUAAAAACCAUAAAUCCGUUCACACGGGAUAGAAACUGCACGUCUGUACCCAAUGUGGUAAUUGUUUUACCCGUCUGCAACUGCUGAGUGAACCGCUCAAGACUCACACAAGAUAGAAGCCGUCCUGACGCUCUGAUUGUGAGAAACGUUUCCUAUAUCACUCGCAGUUCAGCACUUGCUGUACAACUCACGCAGCAAAUAAAAACAGUUUUUCGCUGUCGCAGUUUCUGUCAGUCCAAACCAUUAUUUACUUUCAUUUAAGGGUCCGUAACACUAAAUAAAGUUUUAGCCACAACUAAAUGCAAUCUAGUUUUUUUUCACGAUCUUUUAAGAUCUCUGUGUAAAUAUGCAAGGGAAAAAAAAAAGAAAAAAAAUCAUUGGGAUGAAAACUAAAUUUUUUUUGUGCUUCUUCCUUGUGCCUCGUGUAUAAUGGAUUAUUUUAAUAGUGGAAGAUGAAUUUCCCAUUUGGAAAGGCUAAUUAAAGGUGUCUAUGACUGUACCAGGGCUUACUAACUCACUUAUUCACUGAAUAAAUGAAAGAAUUUCUA
This is a messenger RNA of Xenopus laevis (African clawed frog), 1794 nucleotides long. RefSeq names its product oocyte zinc finger protein XlCOF7.1-like. The record is from RefSeq and is a predicted model, not a curated record. NCBI's taxonomy places the organism in Eukaryota, Metazoa, Chordata, Amphibia, Anura, Pipidae. The transcript is spliced from 3 exons. Bases 4 to 1278 code for a protein of 424 amino acids.